Molecule: messenger RNA, 4565 nt
Organism: Trichoplusia ni (cabbage looper)
Lineage: Eukaryota; Metazoa; Arthropoda; Insecta; Lepidoptera; Noctuidae
Gene: Samtor
Product: S-adenosylmethionine sensor upstream of mTORC1
Exons: 1
Coding region: 3300-4268 (322 amino acids)
Biological process (GO): negative regulation of TORC1 signaling
Molecular function (GO): S-adenosylmethionine-dependent methyltransferase activity
Source: RefSeq, a predicted model, not a curated record
GGCGCGCGCGGCCCAGCCCGAGCGGCCGGCGGCGGCCGCCCGCCAGCGCUGCGCAGUAGCCGCCGAGCGCAGCCCGCCCCGCCCGGCGCGCCGCCGAGCCGCGGACGGACGUCGGUGGAUGAAACUAUUCGAUGUUUACUCGUUAGAUGUUACGGUAGUCCACGAUCGCGCGGCCGGCCGCGGUCCGUGGCCGCCGGCUCCGGUCGCGAUCGCACUUAAGGGGUAAAGUUUGUGGCCGUCGAUGUUGUUAGUGUUUAUCCGUUGUACAUAUGGAGUCGGGCGCCCGCGCGGCGGUGCCGGUUCGGUCCCCGACCGGUGACGCACCGUUACCUGGACUCGUUUCUUUGUUUUACGCUAACACUUAUUAGUGGACGCUUUUGUUUGUUUUGUUGGCUUUCGAAAUAUCCGUGUGAGAUUUCCUUUAUAGUAGAAAAUAAAUAUAGAUGGAAUGUUUUAAUCGAUUUAACUACGAUUAAAUUAAAAAGGAUAAUGAUAAUGCAUAGGGCGUCGUUAUUUAAAUUAUUAUUGUAUGAGAGGGGUCUUAACGAAUUGCAUUCGCAUUAAGGUUAGGUAAAAUAAAAUAAUUCGCAUAUUUCUCUAAAUUUGUAAAAAGGAUGUGGCAAUCGUAAUUCCCAGUAUAAAACUGCUUUUUUUUAAAUCGUUGUUAAAAUAAUAUUAUGUUUAUCUUAUAUAAAGUAUAGAUAUUUAUUUAAUUUCUUAGACAACGUAACAUAUCUCGCGGUAAACACUGACUCCUCUCUAAACUUAUUUUUAUAAAACAGUUGAGACAUACUUACCCACAAAUUUUCACUAGCUACUCAAACGAAGUGCUUAUUAGUUUAUUAUACUCCAACAUUACAAAAUGUUUGUAUGUACCCUAAUUAAAUUCUAUAAUAUUACAAAUGUAUUUCAUUUUCUAAAUUAGUAGCAACCAUGUUCACACUGUUUGUUUAUAACUUGACACAAAAUUUAUAAAUAUUUAUUAUAAUGCUCUUAACUGAAUAAAAUUUAAACAAAAUGGAAAAUAUUUAGAAAAUCCUUGUGUUGGGUAUUCUAAAAUGUUAACCAACUGCAACAUCGUGUACUAACGUACUAGUCGCGCCGUGCCAGAUAACUUUAUCACGCUCCACUUAUACUAACUACUUUUAAAAUCAGAAUCUCUAAUUCUGUUGAACCACGCCUCACCGUAGUUCGCUAUAUGUAAGUUCGCGCUUCGAAUACUUUAGUACAUGGUGUUGUCAACCAAAAAUUUAAGCUUUCCCAAAUACAAUAAGGUACUUGUAAAUUUUUUAAAUCAUAUUUAUAACAAAACAUUAUAAGUACUUGAAAAUAUACUUUAAACAUGUUUUUUUAUUUGUGUUAGUUAUAUUUUACUUGUAAAAAAUAUUUAUUAAGCGAUAAUAAUGAAGGUCCUAUAUUGAGGUGAAAUGUAUGGUUUUUUUUGGCAUCCUCUAAAAUUGAUUGAAAGUACGAGGGUUGUAUGCAAUGGCACCUUAAAUAAACUGAUGAAAUCAUGUCGUGCUUCUAAGUUAUCACUGGAUCCUAAAAACCUUUCUAAAUGUAAUUUUUGUCAAAACAAGUUUAAAUUGAGAUUUGUUCUGUCUUUUUUUAACUUAAUCUUACUUUACGUUACAGUUUAUUCUACAGAAAAAAAGCACUCCAGGUUUUCAUAACAUGCUAUAUUACCAAAACAUGAAUCAGUGUUUGAGAUAUCUGUAACCCUUAUAACCGUAUACCAGUAAACCCAAUUCAAUUCGUUUUAAUCCAAUAGUUAACUAAGUUAACUUUGCUACCUUACAAACCAUCUUUAAGGUGUAAAGUGGUGAAAGAUUAGUUAUAGUUACAAAACAUUCGGUAUCAAAACAGUAGAUGUUAGUACAGUUAGAUGUUCGAUCAUAUUUUUUCAACAAAUCCCACUAUAAUUUCUGUAGGAGCUGCUGUAAUCUGUAUCUAGCUGUAAAAAUUAAAUACACAACUGCAAAAUGAGAAUGUUUUCAGGGUUUGGUUGUUUGUUCUUUAAAUUCUGAUGUGAUAUCUGAAUUAAAACAUUCACACUGAUUGUGAUGUAGGGAGAGUGGUUAGCAUUCUUCCUUCUCUAGUGAAAUUCAAUCAAUCAAUACAGCACAUCGAGGUCCGUUGCUGGAUGUAAGCCUGCCUCUCGUUGCGCCACAACAUUAGUUCCCUCGCCUUCCGAAUCGAGUCCGAGCCCCCAUUGCUGGGCUCGGGCCUUUUCCCAUAUAUGAAAAGUUUAAACAUUGAUAGCCAAGCUAACGAAUACGGCUAGACAUUUUAAGAUUCCAAUAUUUUGAAUUCAGAUUUUCUUAAUAUGUUUUACCUCAACGUCUGCGCAACUGGUGACAUCACUAUGUUUUAGAAUAAAAGAAAGUAUAUAGUUGAUACGUAUAAAUUUAUAUUGGUAUUACCCUAAGUUGAUAUCGAACCUGCAUCUCGUGCCUACAAAUCUAUUGAAUCGGAAGGUCGCCACAAUAAUUGCCUAUUUAUUCAAUGGCUCCUAUUUGAUGCUAUCUUCCGGCGCUUGGUACCAGUAUAGUAGUGUCCUGAUCUCUCUGUAAUUUUUUUGUUCAGCAAAAAACAAUGAAUUGAAUGGUUCACAAGUCGCUAUAAAAAGAAUAAUAAUCACUACUAUUAACUUAACAAAUUGAUUGGACAAAAUAUUAUAAGAAGGGAUGACACAUUCGAGGCGUUAUGGUAGUCCGUAUACAAGACAUCAAACGGUUUCUGCCGAUCCCCUGACAUUUUUUAGAUCUCGGUAGAUUUUGGUUUAGUGUCGGAGACUAGCAUCGCCUCAUGCGCGAGCGAGUUUAGUGUCCAACGAUGCAUGCCUAUUACAAAAGUAGAAAUGCCUUUGCGGUAGUGUGCCGCUGCUAGUCAGGAUUUGAACCUAAAACCUUUUUCUUAGUAUCUAGUUCAACGUUCUAUCACUGUAAUCAUAUCUGGUAGUCGUAACGAAAAUGAACCUUAACACUUCGGGAUUAGACCCUUAUUCUUUUAGGUGGAUUACUAUACCAUCUGUCCAGUGCCAUAUAAGACCAAUAGCUUAAAUGACCAUUGAAAUGUUACGAUUUAUCUUAAAUUGGUACGGACCAGGAUGCAAGUUCGCUUUAUAUAAUCUGUGCUUAUUUUCACAUUGCUAUCCGCCGAAAUCCUUACAAAUCUGUCACUGUCAGUAGCAGAACGUAAACAUUGCACGAGCUAACAAGUUUACUUUAAUAAGUAAACUAAAGUUAAUACCUUGCGAAAGGCAUUUAUUAUUAAAUAAAAAAUAAUGAACAUCAACCAUGGCGAGUGAGGAACAUAAAUUACUUUCCCAAUACAUUAAAGACGUACACUCACUUUUAAGAAAAUCAACUACAAAAUUAGGAGCUGCUGCUGCUUGGCAAGAGCAUUGCGCCAAUGAAGAUAAAUUAUCUAAAUAUGCACAAUGCAUGCAGAAACUAGCUACAACUCAUUGGGAAACAAAUUGCAACAGUGAAUCAAGUGAAGCAAAGUCACGAAUUGAAUGGGCUGUUGAAUAUUGCAAUUAUUAUUUUGUGCAACAAGGUUUCUUGAAAUACAGAGAAAAAGAGUUACUGAUUGCUCAAAAAAUUGAUUUGGACAUAGAUGUGGAAGAAGUAUGUGGCAUACCAAUUAAACUGAUUGAUGUGGGUAGUUGCUACAACCCUUUCAAAACAUGUGAUUUAUUUGAUGUUUUUGCUAUUGACUUAUGUCCUGCUAAUGCUUCUGUUUUACAAUGUGACUUUCUAAAAGUAAAUAUUGGUUCCCACAUAGUAGCUGAUAACUCAAUAGUAACAGAAUUACAAGAAAACUCCUUUGAUGUUGUAACUUUUUGUUUUCUUCUUGAAUAUAUACCUACUUCUGAACUAAGAAUUGUUGCUUGUGAGAAAGCUUACAAGAUUUUAAAACCAGGGGGGCUUCUUAUAAUAAACACACCUGAUUCAAAACAUGUUGGAGCAAAUAGUAAAAUUAUCAAAUGCUGGAGAUAUACCUUAUCAUUAAUGGGAUUUAAUAGAAUUAAGUAUGAAAAAUCAAGAUUUAUGCACUGUAUGGCUUUUAGGAAAUCAUUAGACAAAAAAAUAGCAACAAGAUGGGCAGACAUGUAUAAAGAACCAUACAUGAAGUAUGCUAUUCACAUACCUCAGGACUUUAACAGUUCAGAUGAAACAGUGUCAGAGACCGUUCAAGUAACCUAUACCUCUGAUGGCUUGCAAGAGUUACCCUUCAGCUGUCCAGAUGAGAUAGCUAACUGAUAUCACCUAUAACAUAAAAUAUAUGCUUUGCAGAAAUUAAUCCUUGUGUUGCAGGAGUUAACACAAUAUUCAAGUUAAAUAGCAGAAGUGUCCUAAUUCUGGCCUUGAUAUGAGAUGGCUGUAAGAAAAUACAGGCUAAGCUUACAGCAGUUGUUAAGAAAGUAAAAACAUUGUUCUUUUGAACUACCAAUCUACUUUUGUAUUUUUUUAUUAUAGACAUAAUAUAUAAAUAAAUUAUGAAACCAAUUAUUGUCACAUCAAUUCUAACUGGUUGUAAUAAAGAAAAGUAUAAUAGUA